Molecule: messenger RNA, 687 nt
Organism: Sordaria macrospora k-hell
Lineage: Eukaryota; Fungi; Ascomycota; Sordariomycetes; Sordariales; Sordariaceae
Source: RefSeq, a predicted model, not a curated record
AUGUCCGGCGAAGCAGGCGACCAAGAACAGAAAUCUGUCCCACCAGCUGAUCCCGCACCACCCGCGCCAGCCUCAGAACUCGACGGCAACGAAGCUAGAAGUGCUUUUGGAGACCACCACUCCGCAGCCGGAGACCAUCACUUCACAGGCGGAGACCACCACUCGACAAUCGGAGACGCAGCAGCCGGAGCAGCAGCCGGAGCAGCCACUGGUGCAGCUACAGGCGCAGCAGCAGGUGCCGCAGCAACACACGGGCACACCACAAACCCUCUCGGUCACACCCACCAGCAGCCGCCUAUCAUCUACACGAUGGCCUCCCCCUACUUCGUCUUCCCGGGCGGUGGUGGCUACGGUGCCCAAACGACCACCACAUUCUUCCACGCUCCUCCGCCCCCUCCUCCCCCUCCUCCGCCGCCCCCAAUGCCGUUCGUGACCAACACCGUCACCACCACGACCUAUCUCACAGGCGGCUUCGCACCCCAGGCACCUCCGCCGCCGCCUCCCCCGGGUCCGGUCACUUACUACCCCGUCCAAGUCCAACAGGUCCAGCAGGCCCCGCAGGUCGUCAACGGAUACGCGUACAUGCCCGGUGGAACGGUGUUGCCAAAUAGCAGUGUUGUGGGAGCUGCUCCGCCUCAGGCUGCCCAACAGGGACCGCCGCCGAUGGUUGUUUGUGUUGCUCCUUAG